Messenger RNA from Hemicordylus capensis (graceful crag lizard), 2052 nucleotides. RefSeq names its product lactase like (gene LCTL). The coding region runs from base 128 to 1585 and encodes 485 amino acids. The transcript is spliced from 13 exons. Gene Ontology annotation, molecular function: beta-glucosidase activity. NCBI's taxonomy places the organism in Eukaryota, Metazoa, Chordata, Lepidosauria, Squamata, Cordylidae. The record is from RefSeq and is a predicted model, not a curated record. Gene Ontology annotation, biological process: carbohydrate metabolic process.
CUGGAAAAUCAAAGGGUUCCUGUGGGGUGCUGGUGCUUCUGCCUGCCAGACAGAGGGUGCUUGGGACAAGGAUGGGAAAGGGCAGAGUAUCUGGGAUGCUUUUGGGCACCAAGAAGGAAAAGUGUUUAUGAACCACGCCGGGGAUUCAUCAUGCGAAGGCUACUACAAAGUUAAAGAGGACAUUCAGCUGCUGAAAGAACUGAAGGUUAAUCACUAUUUGUUUUCCAUUUCCUGGCCCCGUAUUCUGCCCACAGGGAUCAGAGCACAAGUGAAUGAGAAAGGCUUACAGUUCUACAAUGAUACCAUCAACGUUCUCUUGGAAAACAAAAUUAUUCCCUUUAUAACUCUCUAUUACUGGGAUCUGCCUCAGGCACUUCAAGAACAAUAUGGUGGGUGGCAGAAUGCGAGCAUGAAGGGCUAUUUCAAGGAUUACGCAGAUUUGUGUUUUGAGAACUUUGGGGACCGUGUGAAACACUGGAUUACUUUUAACAACCCCUGGGCAAUUGCGGAGGAAGGGUAUGGGACAGGCCAGCAUGCACCAGGCCUCACACUGGGCUCAGAAGGCAGUUACAAAGCAGCACACAAUAUCAUCAAGGCUCAUGCAGAGGUGUGGCACGCUUAUCACGAGAGAUGGCACCAUGAACAGAGAGGCAUGGUUGGGAUUUCUUUGACCAGCGCUUGGGGCGAACCUGUUGAUUUGUCCAAGAAGGAAGAUGUGGAAGCAGCCGACAGAUACGUGCAGUUUUCUCUGGGAUGGUUUGCCAACCCAAUUUACCAUGGAGACUACCCAGAAGUUAUGAAGGCUUGUGUAGGUAGGAAGAGCGCCAAGCGAGGUUUGCCAUCACGACUACCAACUUUCUCAGCACAAGAGAAACGCUAUAUUAAGGGAACCGCGGACUUCCUCGGGAUAAACCAUUUCACCACCUAUUAUGUUUCGCAGAGGAACUUUUCCUCCGAUGAGCUGAGCUAUUUCACAGAUCGUGACUUGGUGGAAUUAGUGGACCUCAGAUGGCCAGGUUCAGGGUCUCGGUGGCUCUAUUCCGUGCCCUGGGGCUUCCGAAGGCUACUCAACUUUGUCAAGGCUCGAUAUGGAAAUCCACUGAUUUACGUGACCGAGAACGGCAUUUCAGAAAAGCUACAGUAUGCCCAGCUGUGUGAUGAAUGGAGAACAGACUACCUUAAGGGGUAUAUUAAUGAGAUGCUAAAAGCUAUGAAAGAUGGUGUUAACAUACAGGGCUAUACCGUUUGGUCUCUGCUGGAUAAGUUUGAAUGGAAUCAAGGUUAUUCCGAGAGAUUUGGACUCUACUAUGUUGACUUUGAAAGCCAGAACAAACCUCGCUACCCAAAAGCAUCUGUUCACUAUUACAAAAAUAUCAUUGCUGCAAAUGGAUUCCCUAAUCCAAGAGAGGUGGAGAGUUGGCACCAGGAGGCCAUGGAGAUGUGUUCUGUUACCAACCAACUCUUUGCAGAGCCUUUGACAACUCACUUGGAAAUGGUGACGGAGAUUGUUGUACCGACAGUUUUCACGUUCUGUAUACUCAUCAGUGCUGUUCUGUUGCUAUUUCUACUCAGGAAACAUCAUUAGCAAAAACCUCGACCGCUUAGACUGUACCUUUAUCUACAAAAUGUUCCCAGACAACUGCAGCUGAAAAGGCAAGAGGCCAUCUUUCCCUCUUAGCUUUCUCUCCUGGCUGGGUUACCCAAAAUGUACGCUUUUGCUGGACUGAUCAACUGCUCUUGAAAUUGAUACCUUUUCUGGGGAAAUGGUUCCAUCUAUUAAUUCAGUAACCAUGGGGCUUACAUAGAAAUGGUCAAUGUAAAAGGCUCUAUUUUCAUUUUCAAUGGCUAAUCCCACCUGUCUUCCACAAUGGAAGCUCCAGAUACAGCAAUCUUUGACCUGAAUUAUUGGAGAGGAGUUCUGCCCACUAUCCCUCUCUGCUUAUGAAAUCAAGAGCAGCCUUGAGAGCAGCAGGCUGCAAGCCCUUUAGGAGUACUUAAGCAUUUUACAGUGGUCCAAAGUAAAAAACAAACAAAACAAAAACCCACCCCAAA